Molecule: messenger RNA, 11588 nt
Organism: Helicoverpa armigera (cotton bollworm)
Lineage: Eukaryota; Metazoa; Arthropoda; Insecta; Lepidoptera; Noctuidae
Gene: zfh2
Product: zinc finger homeobox protein 4
Exons: 5
Coding region: 332-9241 (2969 amino acids)
Biological process (GO): regulation of transcription by RNA polymerase II
Cellular component (GO): nucleus
Molecular function (GO): RNA polymerase II cis-regulatory region sequence-specific DNA binding; zinc ion binding; DNA-binding transcription factor activity, RNA polymerase II-specific
Source: RefSeq, a predicted model, not a curated record
GCGGGGGGCCGCCGCGCCGGCCGCGCAGUGUGCCGGCGACCGUUGACUGUGCUGUGUCGCGCGCGCUGCGACCAACCGCACCCCGAAACGACAAACUCACACCAACAACAACUUUAGUUCCUCAUUAACAGUUACAGUGGGUGUUUUGGUGUAAUAACGUAGUUACUUGUGUUUUGACUGAUCGCACUCAAGUGUAACAAGUUCUAAGUUCUGGAUACUGGACAAGUGAUUAAAAGUGACUGCGUGCUAUGCCGCAAUUAACAGUUUAGCUGCGUUCUGCGGGCGAUGCUCACAGGAGAGCAUGUGAUGCCGGCCUUUGACGCCCGGCGCCAUGCCCACGCCGCUGCAGCCCGGCGGCCCCGCUAGCGGCCCGCCCCCGGAGCGCAAGCGGCGCCGCAAGCGCGACGAUCCGCAGAGUUCAGCCGCGCUCGAACCCGACGACGACGACGGCGACAUGAGUCCCGAGGAAGAACCGCGCAACGCGCCCGCGGCACCCGCGGCGCCCACCCCCGCGCCCUCCUCUGCGCCCGCGCCAACCUCACCCCCUGCCGCGCCCGACGCCGUUGAUCUCACCUCGCACCGAGAUUCUCCGCCGCUCUCCUCCGAUGUAGAACGAUUCGAUGGCAAGAUCGUCUACAAUCCUGAUGGAUCCGCCUACAUCAUCGAGGACCCCGAAUUGUCAGAAGGAGAAACGAGCAUACCCGAUCUACCCAAAAUAGAACCCGGGUGCAUCGUGGACAGUCGCGACAACAACGUCGUGGAGAGACAGCUCGAUUUCCCACAGAUAGCGAGCGCGUUCUACGUGUCAAGAAACCCUUCAUUAUACGGCGCGCUUUACGGAAGACUGGCAGCAGAGCGGGCGCGGGCGAGACCCGAUGCGCCCGUUAUGCACAGUUAUCGAGUAUUUAGUUUUCGAGGGGGAAAAGACGUUCCUAGACCGCCAUCUCCUCCAGCUGAGUGUCCCGUCAGCGUGCCAGUCAAACCGAUCUUAAUGUGUUUUAUAUGUAAAUUAAGUUUUGGCUAUGCAAAAUCAUUUGUAGCGCAUGCGCAAGCGGACCAUAGUUUAUCGUUACUGGACUCUGAAAGAGACGCCUUAUCAAGAGAGAAUGCCUCAGCUAUUAUCCAAUGCGUAGGCAAAGAUAAAGAACCACUAGUCUCAUUUUUAGAACCUGUAGGUGCUGCUGCGCCACCUCGAUUAUCAUCUUCAGGAAGCCCUAACAUGACGGAAUUACCGAGCCCGUCGCUAGAUAAGCGACAAGAUUUAAUGACGACCGACAGAGAUACCGAAUCAAUGCUACUAAAUGGUACAUGCGAUGAUAGGAAGCCAAGCCCAACAUCGGCGUGGAGACCGCCACGAUCAAUAGCUGAAUCUUUAAUGCCACAACAUUCCUUGAUCUCCGUGGCACAUCCACACACGAUAAAUGCAUCAGUACAACCACGGGCUAGUCCCAAUUCAUCCCCACCGUUUCAAGCGACUCCCCCUGCCUUCCUCUCUGGCACGACGAUAGGUGUGUGUCCAGACCAUCUUGGAGGAAGGCCUUCAGGAGCUGACUGUCCAAAAUGUGAACUAAUAUUGAAUUCUGGAAGAUUAGGUGGCCCGCUAGCCGGUAUGCACAGCCGAAAUUCCUGUAAAACCUUGAAAUGUCCUAAAUGUAAUUGGCAUUACAAAUACCAAGAGACCCUAGAAAUACAUAUGAAAGAGAAACAUCCUGAAGCUGAAACGAGCUGUAUUUACUGCAUAGCUGGUCAGCCUCAUCCACGGCUCGCACGUGGGGAAACCUACACCUGUGGAUACAAACCAUAUCGAUGUGAAGUGUGCAAUUACUCAACUACGACAAAGGGCAACCUAAGUAUACAUAUGCAAUCAGACAAGCAUUUAAAUAAUAUGCAAGAGCUUCAAAACGGUGGAAACCCUGGAGAAGGUACUUUACCACCAGCGCCACAACAUACGCCUCCGGGCCCUCACAAGCCGCCUCUGCCACAUCAUUCACCAUUAGGUCAAAAACCAAAGCCUACUUUCCGCUGCGAUGUCUGUAACUAUGAGACAAAUGUAGCUCGUAACCUAAGAAUACAUAUGACUUCAGAAAAGCAUACACAUAACAUGCUGGUGCUACAACAAAAUGUAAAACAUAUGCAGACUUUAUCAGCACUCCAUCACAGACAACAAAGCCAACAACAACUUGAAAGCUUACUUCAUUUCCAUGGAGGUGAUGCUCCGCCACCCAAUCCUGAGGCAGCUCUCGCUGAUAUGGCUUAUAACCAAGCGCUUAUGAUUCAACUGAUGACUGGAGGACCUGGCCCUUCGCCACCUGAACUAGGUGCCCAUCUAGAUGUCGGUUUAAAUCCAGAGGCCAUGGAACCACCACCAGAGCCAGCAGACCCAGAGCCAGAGAGAACGUACCACUGUUGCAUCUGCAAUUGUUUCUCAACAGACUCCUUAGAAGCGCUAGGUCAUCAUCUGGCCCAAGACCGAACAAAGAUCAGAGAACAGGAGAUUUUGGCUUUAGUUGCAGGACAUUACGUUUGCAAACUCUGCACCUACAAAACCAAUUUAAAGGCCAACUUCCAGCUUCAUUGUAAAACUGACAAGCAUUUGCAAAGGCUGCAGCAUGUAAACCACGUGAAAGAAGGUGGUCCAAGGAACGAAUGGAAACUGAAGUUCUGCGGAGGUGUAGGAACAGGUGGAGCGAGCGUUGGUGGAGUGCAAGUGAGAUGUUGUGCCUGUGACUAUUAUACCAAUUCUGCGCACAAGCUGCAGCUUCACGCUGCCGGUGCGAGACACGAGGCUGCUGCCUUACUAUUGAGACAUCUUCGCGAGUGUGCGGCGCGUAUGCCUCGAGAGCGACCACGAGUGUACCGCUGUGCUCUCUGUGGCUUCGGAGCCCCUCAUCGCCUCCCACUACUGCAACAUGUUCGAUCUGUCAAACAUCUACAGAUGGAACAAAUUCAUCAGUUACAGCGUAGAUCUGAGGGCAAAGAUCCAACGCCUGAUGUCGCGGAGUUAUUCCAAGUCAUCCCUCAACCGACUGAGUUGACCAGCCCAUAUGAUCAACAAGAUAACGACUCUAAGGAGCCAAUUGACCAGAAACCUGAGUUGACUCAAGAGCAAAAGAUGAUGAGAUUUUUGGAACAACAUCAGCAACAGCAACAACAGCAACAGCAGCAACAACAACAACAAACGCAGCAACAUGUCCAACCACCAACUCAGCAAAGCGCCAAUGAGAGAGAGGAAGAACGUGAAACUCCGGGACCACACACGUGUCCUUAUUGCAACUUCAGUUGCUCGAACGAGUCUCGCCUACACGCACACGUUAGCUCCGUACAUGGCGAUCCUUCACGACAUUUUAUUUGCCCUCUUUGCCAAGAUGGCUUCAAGGAACGACCAGCCCUCGAAAGACAUGUCAUGCAAAUUCAUUCCGUGAACUCUGAAGGCCUACAGAGGUUGUUAUUACUUGUUGACCAGAGCCAUUGGUUGAACGGCGGAACCCAAGGUCAAAGAGACGAAUCUCGACAAGGGGAUGAUGAGCGAGAGAUUUCCUCACCUCGAUCAGAAGGCAGCGCAGAUGGCGAAACGGAAAGAUGCUCAACAUGCAACCGUACUUUCCGUAAUGUUGAUGAAUUAUGUCAACAUCAGAAUGAGUCCGGUCAUCUUGAACUGAAGCAAACUCCUCAAGGGCCGGGCUACGUGUGCUGGAAGAAAGGAUGCAAUCGCUACUUUGACGCAGCUCAUGCGCUUCAAAAUCAUUUUAGAGAAGCUCACGCUCGUAAUUCCAUCGCAAACAUGUCGGUUUCUGAGAAACAUGUGUACAAGUACCGUUGCAAUCAAUGCAGUCUAGCAUUUAAGACGAUUGAAAAACUACAACUGCAUUCACAAUAUCACGUUAUCAGAGAUGCAACAAAAUGUGUCUUAUGCGGAAGGAGUUUUAGAUCUGUGUUGGCUCUUCAAAAGCACGUCGAAACUUCUCACCCUGAGCUAUCCGAAGAAGAGCUUAGUGCAUUCAAGCGCAGCUUAGCGUCUAACCCGCUAUUACAAGCUGCUCAAGGCACAGCUUUGGAUGCUGCAACUGCGGAGCUUUUACGCAAGGAAGCUUUAAGAACGCCUGAUGAUGACUUAGCAGAUAUGGAAGACAGAGACUCAAGUGCAACCGUUGCUGAUGAGUCCGGACAUAAUGACGCUGAAAACUCGGAUGAUUCAAUUAUUUACAAAGACCAACAAUUCUUGGAAGAUUACCUAAACUCCCAGUCAAUGGCGGAAGAUUCUUAUAAUGAUCCGAACAGAAAGUACAAAUGUCAUCGAUGCAAAGUAGCAUUUACACGCCAAUCUUACUUGACCGCACAUAACAAGACACUCCUGCACAGGAAAGGUGAAAAACUAACCUACCCCAUGGAAAAGUACCUUGACCCAAAUAGACCAUUCAAAUGUGACGUAUGCAAAGAAUCGUUUACGCAAAAGAAUAUUUUACUUGUUCACUACAAUAGCGUGAGUCAUUUGCAUAAGUUGAAGCGAGCGAUGCAAGAACAACAGAAUAAUAACAACCCUCCCGUGUCGCCCGGGGCGGGCUCUGCGCCUUCUAAUUUGACACUCACUCCCAAGAGUACAUCGAGUGAAGAGGACGAUCGCAAACGAUACAAAUGCAACAUUUGUAAAGUAGCGUACACACAAGGCAGUACGCUGGACAUUCACAUGAGAUCAGUGCUACAUCAAACACGCGCUGGCAAAUUGCAAGAACUCGCCGCUGCCGGACACGUGGACUUGUCGCGACCCUUGGUAGAGCAGCCUGACCGGACCGACCCCGCCAAAAUUUUACAAGACGUGUUGUCGCCGAAAAAUACAUCCCCUUCGUCUACAAGCAGUGGGGGCCCGCGCUCCUCUCCCCCUGCGCGCCCAGGUAGCCCGCGAUCCCCGCGCGCAGGUAGCGCUUCGUGCGAACGCUGUCACGCGUCAUUCCCUACCGGGGAGCUACUCGACGCACAUCGAGCGACCUCAUGCCCGUUUGGCGAUGCGCGGGCGCAUUCGCCGCUAGGUGAAGCUGAAACAGCUGCACUUGACGAGAUGGUCGCCAAGGGCAACCCGCCCAAACGCAAUUCACAAAUGUAUAAACAACUUUUAGAAACUUUCGGCUUCGACCUCGUCAUGCAAUACAAUGAAAACCAGCGAAGAAAAAUGCAAGAAGAGCGAGAGAUGGCGCGCGUGCCGAGCCCGCCGCCUCCGCCUCCAGAAGAGAAGCCCCCGGAUGGUGAAACUAAAUCGACGUGUCAACAUUGCAACAAGGAGUUUUCUAGUGUUUUUGUUCUUAAAACUCAUUGUGAGGAAGUGCAUAAAGAUAAAGUACCGUUCGAAUUCCUGGAGCAAUUCGCCGAACAGUUCAAAUCGGAGUAUGAGAGGAAAUCAGGUGCGCCGAACUCUCCGCGGGCGGCCUCUCCUGCGCCGCAGGGUGAGAGGUCACCCUCUCCACGUGGUGAUAACAGUGCUAACUUCAAUGAAAAUGGAAACGCGCAGGGAGAUGCGCAAGCCGGUGCUUUGCUAGCUGCGCAAGUGCAAGAGAUGCAAGCAGCUCUGAACAUGAUCCAACUUCAGCAGCAGCUGGGUCAGCUGCACCCGAUGGUGGCUCAGAUGUUAUCGUUGGGGCUCCCUCUGGGCUUGAACGUGGGUGCUCUGGCAGCGAUGAACCUUCAGCCACCUCUGGUUCCUCUAAUGUUGCCUCCUCCGCCAUUCGACGCGAUGCCCUUCGCUCACGAUGCGCAAAUGAAACAACAGCAAUUAUUACAGCAACAGCAGCAGGCUAACGCUGCAGCUGGUCAAAAGAGAGCUCGUACUCGCAUCACUGACGAACAACUUAAAAUUUUGCGAGCUCAUUUUGACAUUAACAACUCGCCCAGCGACGAAGCUAUCGCGAAAAUGGCUCAACAGUCUGGACUUGCUACAAAGGUAAUCAAACAUUGGUUCAGAAACACUCUUUUCAAGGAGCGUCAGCGGAACAAGGAUUCACCUUACAACUUUAACAACCCUCCCUCCACGACACUCAACUUGGAGGAGUAUGAGAAGACAGGUGAAGCUAAAGUCACAACCUUGGAUUCAUCGGCUAGCUCAGAUGAAGGCAAGCCACCGCCUGAAAAAAAGGCAAAGAUUGAAGACAACAGCAUGAUUAUGCAACAGGAGGUAAAAUCAGAACCUAAUGAUGAACCAUCAAUGGAGGAAAAGUACAAUUCGUAUGAUGAUCGCCACCAGGAAGAUAAGAGCUUUAUCUUUCCUCAAGCACCAUCUCAGAGUCCUGCACCUUUACAGACUAAUGACCAUCAUCAUCAAAACAAAUCGCGACCGCAAACUCCCACGCAUAUAUCUCUAAACUCGCUGAUUCAAUCUCAAUUAGAUUCAAUCCCGGCUACGAGUAUACCGCAGCCGCCACAUCCAUCAAUGCUACCACCAAAACUGAAUCCUAAUUUCACGUCCCCAAACUCCGCGCCCCCGAACGUCCUACCUUUGACCCCGAAUCGCAGCCUCAGUCCUGGCAGGGGACCGGCCGAUUUCGGACUUUCCGGGGGCAAUUCGAACGGAUCCAACAGCUCAACGGGGUCUUCUGGCAAACGCGCCAACAGAACUAGGUUCACUGACUAUCAAAUCAAAGUAUUACAAGAGUUUUUUGAAAACAACGCAUAUCCCAAAGAUGAUGAUCUCGAAUAUUUAUCGAAGUUGUUGGGAUUAAGUCCAAGAGUAAUAGUAGUAUGGUUUCAAAAUGCACGCCAAAAAGCAAGAAAAGUUUAUGAAAAUCAACCAGCUGCAGACCCGCCUGCAAGCGCUACUGAUGACGCAAAUAGAUUUCAGCGCACCCCAGGCCUUAACUAUCAAUGCAAGAAGUGCCAAUUAGUAUUCCAAAGGUACUAUGAACUCAUAAGACAUCAGAAAACUCAUUGUUUUAAGGAAGAAGAUGCUAAAAGAUCAGCACAGGCGCAGGCGGCCGCAGCUCAAGUGGCUGCCACAUUGAGCAGUGAGGACUCAAACUCUAGCAAUGUUGAGCAUCACCCUCCCCAUGUGCCAGUUUCACCCGCUCCGCCGCGCACGCCAACCCCGGCCGCGCCGACCUACCCCGUGUCUCCAGCACCACCAGCGCCUUUAACGCCAGUAACUCCUCUAACACACGCUCCACGUGAAGAAAAGGAUGGAAAUUUUCAAUGUGAUAAAUGUAACUUAGUCUUCCCUCGGUUUGAUUUGUGGCGGGAACAUCAACUUGUUCACAUAAUGAACCCAAACCUAUUUCCCACAUACCCGCCGGAUUCCCCUUUUGGGAUCUUGCAGCAGCAUGCGCAGCUGCAACAAUUAAACGCAACCCUUGGGACUGAUGAGGCUCGACAUCCAUUAGUAGCUGCUCUCAACCAGCAAGUUGCUAAGAGGAAAUUUGAUGAAUAUGAAGAAGUGGACACUGGAGAACAACCAAAAGACAAGCGCUUAAGAACUACUAUUUUACCUGAACAACUGGAUUACCUCUACCAAAAAUACCAAAUCGAAUCUAACCCAUCGCGAAAAAUGCUUGAAAACAUAGCACGCGAAGUUGGACUAAAAAAAAGAGUGGUACAAGUUUGGUUCCAAAAUACACGAGCACGUGAGAGGAAAGGCCAGUUUCGUGCGCAUGCACAAGUCAUCAAUAAACGAUGUCCGUUUUGUCCAGCCUUGUUCAAGGUAAAGAGCGCACUAGAAAGUCAUUUGAGCACUAAACAUGCGGAUCAGUGUGCGAGAGGCGAAAUUAACGUAGACGCGCUGCCUGAUGAAGAAUUAAGUACAGAAUCAACACCUAGUUUUGGCUCCCAACAAAGUGACCGGCAGCAAAAUUUUUCCCAAGCGGGGGCUCCCAUGUUGCCCCCUAUUUUUCCACCUUUUCACUCAGACAUGGAGAAGUUUAUCAAGCAGUACAGUGAGGAGUCAAUGAAGCGCUACGUAAGUGAAUUACAAGCGCACGCCGCCGCCCAACAAAACGGUGGCGGAAACAAUGAAGUAUCUGAGCGACGCCCAGAACAUGGAAAAUCGGAGAUACCUUUAGAUCUCAGCAAACCUGUUGACCUGUCACGACCCGGAUCGGACGCCGACGAGCGUUCCGACACCGCUUCCGAGACUAUGGAGUUCUACGAGGAAGACGAGCCGACCUCACCUCUACCCGGCCAACAGCAGUCGGCGCGACCACCUGGCAAGCGAUAUCGUACGCAAAUGUCAUCCUUGCAAGUAAAGAUAAUGAAAUCAUUAUUCGGCGACUAUAAAACUCCUACUAUGGCCGAGUGCGAGGCGCUCGGGCGCGAAAUAGGGCUGCCCAAACGCGUGGUGCAAGUUUGGUUCCAAAAUGCACGUGCCAAAGAGAAGAAGGCGCGUCUGGCUGCCGGACUGAUGGAAGUGUCUGACGCGCCGCCGCCAGAGGAGUGUCGAGUGUGUGACUUCAAGUACAGUCACAAGUAUUCGGUACAGGACCAUGUGUUUACACGUGGUCACAUCGCCGCGGUGCGCGCGCGCCUGGAGAGCGGCGCGGGCGGCGGCGAGGACAGCACGCUCGCGCUCAUGCAGAUGGCGGCGCGGCUCGAGAGCGGCAUGGGCGGCGACCUGCACAACGCGUUCCUGCGGCCUCAGCUCGCCGGAAACGGACCUAGUGUCAACCCCGCAGCUCUUCAACCACAACCGCAAGGCUUAAUAGUGGAGACGGGGAACGGCGCCAGCGUGCUGCAGCUGCCCGCGAGCACUCUGGAGCAGAUCCGGCACAUCGCGGGGGACCCGGGCGCGUCCACGCUGCGCCUGCCGCCGCCCGCCACCGAGGCCCCGGCCGGCGCGCGCGAGCUGGACUUCGACCUGUGCUACGUGUGCAAGCACUGCAAGGUGGCGUUCCCGUCGCCGGCGCCGCUGCAGGCGCACCAGGCACGCUCGUGCUACGUGGGGCGCGAGGCGGCGCGCGGCGUCAUCCGCGUGGUGCAGCCCGCGCUCGAGUGCCGCGCCUGCCCCGCCGAGCGCUUCCGCACCGCGCUCGAGUUCCGCCGCCACGCCGAGACUGAGCAGCACCUGCGGAACUGCAUGCCGCAGCCGCAGCUAGUGCAGCAGCCAGAGACCCUCACGCACGAGAUGGAGGAUGUAGUGAACCAGAUCACGCUGCUGGCCGCCCGCGCCGCGCAGGAGACCGCUCCACCCAAGGACCCGAACGCCAACUUCUGCGCGCCCGGGCCACGCUUCCAGCCUCCCGGCGAGCUCCCCCUGGCGAGCGCCGGACACUAAUCCUACUCUGAAGAAAUGUAUAGUUACUAUCUAUUAGAGCCCCUCGCUCUCUCCGUUGUCCGACAACGCAGCAGUUCACUAUUAGCUCUUAACGCUUCUUUUCGUUGAUGAAUGUCGCCGCAGAAGCGGCACUUUCCUAGUUAUAUUUAAAGCUUGUAGUUGUUUAAGUAUAGGUUAAUGGGAGUCCGGCGCGGCGGUUGUCGCGUGACGGCCGCCGCUCGCCGCUCCGCCGUCGCCGCGCACUGGGACGCGGCGGCGGCAGCGCCCCGGCCGCGCCGCGCGCCCGCACUUCAUAUCAUACGUUAGACAGGUUUUAUUAUAUACGUUUAUCGUUGCGGCAGCGCGCGCGCCGCGGUUGGAGUCGCCACACACUCUUAACAUCAAUUCCCAGGAAAGCAAGUUCCUAUCUUUAUGGCAUAUAAUAUUAUCGAUAUUGAUAAUUACGAUUUAAUUAUUGUUUAAAGCUAUGUAAUACAUACAUAUAAUCGUUCUAAUUUUAGGCAUAGAUACGUUCUCGUAAGAAGUUCCUGACGCAUCGUAAAUGUAUGGAGAUAUAUAUAGUGAUAUACGUAUAUGAUUUUUUUAAACAUGAAGCGAAGUUAGGUACGUAUGUUAGGCAGUAGAGCGGUCGUCCUCUCUCGCGGGUUCCACGCUCAGGAAACGGCGUGAACUCACGCACACGCAACUGAUCUACAUGGAAGUACCUCGAGUAUUAUGUUGUGCGGCUGUCGCUCGCACGGCGCCGCAUCGCGCCCUACAUGCGAUGUGUAAGCACCGCGCGACUCAGAGCUUCUAGCGCGCAGAGCCGCCCGCGGAGACGCGACGACACCGCGUAGGCUUAUUGGUAACACUUAAUUAUAAUAAUUAUUAUCGUAGCAAACUUUUCCAAAACGAACGAACUCGAAACUCGGGCUGCGCGCUAGCGCUCAGCCUACCUCGCAAACAAGUGAGUUUAUUUUGGAACUAAGUGUGAUUCUUGAAUUUUUAUUGAUAUUGUAAUGAUUAUUAGUAGUGGCGUAAGUGAGUCCAGUGUCCGAAGGCGUGGGGGGCGGGGGGCGGCGGGCGGGCACGUCUCGCCCGGCGCCUCCAGCUUCGACCGCUUUACCGAGUGCGUGGAGUCCCUAAUAUUUUCGAUGGCACAGAUCACGUUAUUAAAAAUAUUUUACAUAUUUACAUUUUAUCUAGCGGAGUGUACUACAAUAUUUUAUCUACGAGUGGAUCCUACUACAACAUUGAGUUUGUUUUUUUAUAAAGUGCAAUGUUUUAUUCCACCGGUUGCCGGCGGUCCUUGUUAUGUGUAUACAUGCUGGUGUGUGUGCAAUGUGCCGAUGCUCGAGCGCGCCCCCUCUCUCCGCGACUACUCCCAGCGGCGUCUGGGGUUACACCUCAAGGUUAAUAUUGUCAAAAUUACAUUUGGAAAUGAAAUAGAUUUUUAUAUAUAAUGAUAUUCGAGUCAACACCAGUAAAGAUUACAUUGUAAUAUUUAUCAGUCGACACGCGAGAGGUACAGAGAGAGGAGACGGCGCGUGGUCGGAGGCGGCGCGCUCGAGCGCUGUUAGUUCGCGAAGGCGCGCGUCUACAACACAAUUAUUUUGUUUGAUUAGUAUUUAAUAUGAUUGGUUAGGCGCCACCGCACGUGACGGCGAGAUAUUUAUUUUGAUUGGUUUGUAAUCGGGAGUAUAUGUACGUGUAAGUUUGAGUUAGAGUAGGUGGACGUGUGGGUAGUGCGAUGUUGUGUCUCCGCGCGGCGAGAGCCCGCGGAAUGAAUCAUGGUUCCUAUGUAUAUUUCAAUAUUAUCGCAUCUAGAGUUUCACUAUACUUUCCGAAUACAAAUUUUAAUAUUUAAGAUUAAUUCGGACUAGUCUGUUGUGUCUGCUGCUAGAGGUGCCGCCACGGCCAUGUUAUUUGUUUCUUUGUAUAAUAUCGUUUACUUCAGACUUGUCGAACUCUCAUGUAUAUUUUAUUUAUUUCUGUUAAUAGUGAAACCUUUUGUGUAGAAUUUUGAAGCCCUCUAGAUAUUACAUAAUGUUGGUUACGAAUAUUAGUUUAUGAUCGUAAAAAGGUAGCAUUCAAAGCCUAUCAUAGUUCCUAAUACUGUAUUGUAAUACUAAAAUUAUUUUAAAGUUCUUUACUAGUAAAAUAUACCGUUCCUACUAUUUUAAAUCUGUGACAAGAUGUUAAAUGUAUACACGAAGUAAAAGUCAAGAUUCACUUUCAAUUUUGUUGGUAUGUUAACUGAGGUGUUCUUUAAUUGUAAUUUAUUUUUGGUACAGUUGAGAAAAAGUCCUUAUUAACUAAUUGUAAAACUAAAGUCUGUUAUACAUUGUAUCUCUACACGGAUUUUUUU